AUGUACGAGUCGGGUAUCAACACGAACCUGCACGAGUACAGCGAGCUGAUCGUUGUUGCAGGUGAAUCCGAUAUCAAUAUCUCUUGCCCUGAUCGGCCGAGGUAUGAGGGUAUUCCGCCGGCUAUUCGGGAAAGUGCGCUUGCGAAGAUUUUGGGGGUACCGAGGACUACGGCGGUGCAGACGGAGCAUACGCGGUUGGUGAGGUUUUACUAUGAGAGUUUUCGGAAUAUGUCUGGGAUUGCAAGGGAGGGGGAGGGGGAGCGGGAUGGGGGUAUGGGUGUGGGUUUGGAGAAUGUUAUCGGUUCUGUCGAGACUGGGGAUCUCAAUAUUAUUGAGAGUGUCUACAGCAGUGAAGGUCAUAGUGAUACCAUAAAUCUCAACGGCAUCCCCAAUGUCAACGGCGGGGGAAAACAAUGA
Penicillium manginii is the source of this 417-nucleotide messenger RNA. RefSeq lists its product as uncharacterized. NCBI's taxonomy places the organism in Eukaryota, Fungi, Ascomycota, Eurotiomycetes, Eurotiales, Aspergillaceae. The coding region runs from base 1 to 417 and encodes 138 amino acids. The transcript has a single exon. The record is from RefSeq and is a predicted model, not a curated record.